UAGAAAAUCAGCUGAAAUUACUUAUAUUCAGUGCCUCUCUCCUGUCCUGUGUUUCUCUCUGAGUAGGGAUUCUUUGGCGCCAACGAUGACCUCGCAAUCCCCUCCGACGACGGCGUUUUUAACGCGCGCUACUCUCUCGAUCUUCACUCGCCGCCCGUGGCGGGAGUUCCUUUCCCGUUCGUCAUUCGCGCGGCCCAUGUCCUUCGGCGAGGCCACCGCCCGUAUGAAGCGGAACCUCAACUACUUCCGAGUGAACUACGCCAUGAUAAUCCUGGUAAUCCUCUUCCUCAGCCUCCUGUGGCACCCGAUUUCCAUGAUCGUCUUCUUGGUCGUCUUCGUCGCCUGGUUCUUCCUCUACUUCUUCCGCGACAAUCCCCUGGUCAUCCUCAACCGUCGGAUCGACGACCGUAUCGUGCUGGCGAUCCUCGCCGUGAUUACGAUUGUAGCCCUAGUUCUGACCGACGUUUGGCUGAACGUGUUGGUUUCCGUUUCGAUCGGGGCUCUUAUAGUGGCUCUACACGCUGCGUUUAGGGGAACGGAGGAUCUGUACUACGACGAACUUGACGGUUCCGAGGGUGGACUGCUUUCGGUUGUCGGCAGCCCCAUUGGAGCUGGAUACACCCGCGUUUAGACCCAAAUCGUUAAAUUUCAUACUGAUACAUUCAUUACUUUAGUAUUCAUUUUUUUUCUUCA
Messenger RNA from Hibiscus syriacus, 693 nucleotides. Its product is annotated as PRA1 family protein E-like. The record is from RefSeq and is a predicted model, not a curated record. Gene Ontology annotation, cellular component: Golgi apparatus; endoplasmic reticulum. Lineage: Eukaryota; Viridiplantae; Streptophyta; Magnoliopsida; Malvales; Malvaceae. Bases 86 to 631 code for a protein of 181 amino acids. The transcript has a single exon. Gene Ontology annotation, biological process: vesicle-mediated transport.